AUGUUACAAAAGAUGUUAUUUCUUCAUCUAGAGCAACCUAGUGUGAAGCCUAAGAUUCUAAGGGAACAUGAGAGGAGGGCGGAAAACCGUCUUUCCCUCUGCGCUCGUCACGGGGGAGAGUCGGUGCCGAGAGUUGGUUGCUCUGUGGGUUGCUUCAAGUUUCAUCAAGAGGAACUUUGUUGCCCUCGAAAUAGUUCAAAAGCUAUUAACCUUGAACAGAAUAAAAACUCGCAAGUCGACGUUAAACCUUUUAUAACGGAUGCCUUAGUUCCAGAAACCUCAGACCCCUUUAAUAAUAUUAUUUACGAAGGAAUUGACGAAGAGUUUCAGAUUCCUCUUUCUCGGUUGCUUAAUAUUAAAUAUGAUGAAAAAUUGAAAACUAUGCUCUCUGAAAAUUUAAAACUUCAAGAGUAUGUGCGGAAAAUUAAUAGUUCCAGUCAGGAGAUACCGAACGAGUUAAUUAAGGAAGCUUUAAAAGAUCCGGAGUUUGCGGAGUUUGCGGAUUAUCUUAUUGCUCUGGUUAAAAGCAGUCAAAGUUAAACUUUAAGUAGUUUGAAACGUUUUUGAAGUCUCAUUCUUAAAAUCUUUAAACUUUGCACUUUGCCUAUUCUAUUCUAUGAAGCUCACCCAGAACUUCUAUUGGAUUGUAUUCGAGCUCCUCGCCUAUCGUAGAUGGGACUGUGGAUCUUUGAUUGUUUAAUUGUUGGAUGGUCCAUUUCAAUACUUUGAAAGUUGUUAGAAGAUUAACUUGAAGGUAGACGUAUUGCUGUUUUACGUGUAUACUCGUGACCGCAGUACACAAGCGUUUCCGGUGGUAAAUUCGUUAAUAUUUUGAGCUAAUUUUGUUUAAAAAAGUGUUAGCGCGUGUUAGAAUGAGAAAGUAUACCAGAAGACAGACUUUUAAUUGUUAUAAAUAAGGGUUACCGAGUAG
Messenger RNA from Zophobas morio, 931 nucleotides. RefSeq lists its product as uncharacterized. The transcript is spliced from 8 exons. The record is from RefSeq and is a predicted model, not a curated record. The coding region runs from base 1 to 540 and encodes 179 amino acids. NCBI's taxonomy places the organism in Eukaryota, Metazoa, Arthropoda, Insecta, Coleoptera, Tenebrionidae.